AUGAAUGCCGACGUUCUCCACGAUAUUCUAAGCCUCGUUCAGCGAGAGGUAACCCAAUGUUUGCAACCAUUCGAUCGGCACCCGGAAGUUGUUCGCGCUACAGAGACAUACAUUCUGGACAGGUUGUGUGCGUUGAAGGGGAUGUGGACCAAGCCUAUACCAGGCAGCCCGGUCGCGUCGGGUGCUUGGGCAUACCAGAUCAACAGAUGUGCGGGAUGCAUGCUCACUCGAGUCACAACGCAGGGGAGAAGUCUUCUUCUUCUGCGGGUGGCAUUGCAGAGUCGUACCCGAACGGGGAGGAAUCAUCGUCCCCGCAGACUGAUGAUGUUUGUGGAUGAGUGCAUAAAUCGUUUCGGUCGUGAAGAUGCUGAAACGAUAUUUGCUAUUUCGAGCAACUUGGCUUAUCGCAUGAAAGCCACCAGGAAGACCUGUAGUCGGGCACAUGGGAAACAUUCGAAUCGAAAGAGGUCCGAUCGAGCGAAGCAGAGAAGCACGGGGGAUUCAUCCGAGCCGUCGGAAAAGAACCCUUGCAAUGAUGGUAGACAUCGUGGGAAUGGAGUUUGUGUUUCUGAAGAGACAGAAUCAUCACAGCAGGGUGCUUUCUCCGCCAAUGCUGAUGCCGAAUGGGCUGUCCGGCCAGGGCCGCGGAGCUCGGGGUCACUAUACUCCCCCUCUUCUGCUAAUACUCUGGACACGGAGCGUUUGGGUAACGCAUAUUUCCAAGCCAUGCCAUACGAAGUGUUCGAGAUGUAUAAGGAAUUUUGCGAAAAGACCCCAUUCUCAUACCUGGGCGAGGACUUUGAAGGUAAUCUGGCUGGUGAAUCAGAUGACUUGUGA
Messenger RNA from Penicillium odoratum, 837 nucleotides. RefSeq lists its product as uncharacterized. Bases 1 to 837 code for a protein of 278 amino acids. The record is from RefSeq and is a predicted model, not a curated record. Lineage: Eukaryota; Fungi; Ascomycota; Eurotiomycetes; Eurotiales; Aspergillaceae. The transcript has a single exon.